AUGGAUUUCAUUGAAUACCAGGACUUUGCAACGGUAGAUGCAACCUCAAGUACCACAAGUGAUUCUCUCCCAACUCCUGUCAAACGAUUGAAUCUCUCCUCAAUCGAUGGCAAUGAUACAGUGAAAUUCUCUAAGAGUGAAUUCAAGUUACCAAAUCUAAGUUCCACUAAGGAUAGUGAUGAGACAAAUGUAAAUGCUACACUGUAUGAUAAAAUGGCACAAUAUGCAAACCUUUCGAUUGAACGAAUGAAUAAUGGUGUUGUGGAUCUGGGAAGGGAAUCAUUUGACAAUAACGCCAAUGAGCUCCAGAUUCCAGCAUCAAAUUUAGAUGCGACAACUGCAGUUUUGUCAAAAAAGCUGUCUAAGGUUCUCAAUGACUACAAUUUGAAUAACUAUCAAUCGACUCUGAAGUUAAGAAAGGCUUUGGAUUUAUUAGAAAAGAAUAAGAAAAAUUCUUCGUUUAACAGUGAGGCACUUGUUACUUCCGAAUAUAUUGGUAGUUUGGCCAGAAAAAUCUUGAGAAGUGACCUGGAAAAUGAGCUAUUGAAAGAACAUAUUACUACUCUAGAAGAGUUUAGGCCCAUUAUUAGAAGAAUCAAAAGAUUGGCUACGUCCAUUGAAAAGAUUAAAGAGGAAACAUCAUAUAUUAUAAAAGACCAAGAUAAAAUAGAAGGUAAAGCGGUCAACAGGGCAAUAUUACAAGACGUGAGUGACUUACAAUCACAAAUGAAAUCGUUGGGUCUAAAAAAACAACUUUUAACCUCUGUAAAAGAAAAAUUCACCUUAACUCAAGUGGAGGACGAUAUAAUAACUAAUGGUUCAAUAAAUAAUGAGUUUUUCAUUGUGGCUAAUAAGGUAUUGAACAUUAGAGAAAAUGCAACUUACCUACUCGCUUUGCCAAAUUCAAAUGCUGGACAAGCUUUAAUAUCAAAAGUAAACGAAUUAUUAACCAUAAUCAAUAGAAAAUUCUUUAAUUUUUUAACGGAUUUCCUUUACAGUUUCGAAUCCAAUUCUGUAUUAUCGAGCAAUGAAAACAAAGACGAAGAUUUGAUUCUUUUCCAAAAAUCGUUACUUUAUCUUUCCAAUGACCUCGAGUAUUUUAACGAAUUUAUUAAAAAGACAACUGCAAUGAGGUCAAAAUUAAUAUUAGAUGAAUUUUUGUCACAGUUUGAUUUAAAUAAACUUUCAGUUUCAAAUGGAUCAAAACCAAUUAUUUUAUCUGCACAUGACCCAAUUCGUUACAUUGGUGAUGUCUUAGCCACCAUACAUUCUUUAAUUGCUAAUGAGGCUGAUUUUAUCAAGUCAUUAUUCAAAUUUCAAUACCAAGAAUUUGAUAAUACACCAAAAUCAAUAUUAACGCAAAAUGAAAAUGAAUUCUUUCUCGAAGGUCUUGACAUUAAAGUGCUAAAUAUGGUUGUUUCAUCACUAGCGAACUCAGCACGUAUUAGAAUUGAACAAAUCGUUAGAUUUGAAGAAAAUUUCAAGAUCAAUUUUGAAGUUGCUCAACUUUUGAAACUAUAUCAAUUAAUGUUCAUUAGGAAAAAUAUUAAAGAUGAUUCUGCUUUAAUUACAAAUCUAAAAAAUUUACAAAAUAUUUCAAAUGAUAAAUUGUUAGAUUUCUUCACCAAAUAUAUUGAACAGAAGAUUAAAACUGUGAAUUAUCAAGAAUCUGGUAACGAUGAUUUACUACCGCCAGACUGGCUAAACGAAUAUUUGAAUUAUGUAGUAGAACUGUUUGAAUUGUACGAAAGAAACACUAAGGAAGAGGAUUCUAUCUCUCUAGACGUUUUGAAUAAAAUUAUCACUGAACCAUGCAAUAAGAUUUUAUUAGAACAAUUACAAAAAGUCUUCCCCUUGGCAAAGAAAAAUGAGAGCGCAAGACUAUCCUUAUUAACUAUAGAAAUCAAUUGUUUCGAUUUAAUUAAAUCUAGACUCAAACCAUUUGUUAGUGCAAUUUUUACCAAGAAUGAGGAAGAUGAAACACAUUCUAAAUAUCAAAUCUACAAGGCCAUGGAUGAUAAAUUGAACACUUUUAUUAAUGAUAUGACUAAUUUACAAACGAAAAUUUUAUUUGAGAAGACUGGGCUAGACAUGUAUAACAAUCUGUUGAAUAUGAUUUUUCCAAUUAAGUCUGUGCAGGACGAAUUAGAUUACGAUAUGUAUUUUUCAUUGAAUGAGAAUCAACUAAUGGCCCUAGAAAAUAUAACUAAAAAUAUCACAGAGAAAUUGAAUGAAUAUGUCCCCAUUGCACUUACGGAUGUCCAAGAAAAUUUGUUGUUCAAGUUAACCUCCCCAAGUAUAGCAGAUCAAAUUUGUAGUAGCAGUUUCAACGAGUUAUCUAUAUUUUAUCGGAUAUUUAGAAAAGUUUUAGCUCAUUUAAAUCCCGAUAACGUUGAUGAAAUCAAUUCAAACAUAUUAAAUUUCUCAGAAGAAGAAUUUGAUACAUUAAUUGGUAUAGAAUAG
Messenger RNA from Kazachstania africana CBS 2517, 2463 nucleotides. It is a transcript of the gene COG6, whose product is annotated as Golgi transport complex subunit COG6. Gene Ontology annotation, cellular component: COG complex. Lineage: Eukaryota; Fungi; Ascomycota; Saccharomycetes; Saccharomycetales; Saccharomycetaceae. The record is from RefSeq and is a predicted model, not a curated record. The transcript has a single exon. Gene Ontology annotation, biological process: intra-Golgi vesicle-mediated transport. The coding region runs from base 1 to 2463 and encodes 820 amino acids.